AUGCCCCGCGGACAGCCAUACAUUGGGACGACUCGCAAACUAGUGCUAGCAAUAGACGUCGGGACUACCUACAGCGGCGUGUCAUACUGCAUCUUGACACCGGGUGAGAUACCGAAGGUGCACAGUAUCACUAGGUUUCCCGGCCAAGAAGGAGAAGAUAAGUCAAGAGAUACAAAGAUACCAUCUGUCGUCUAUUAUGAUGAUGGUGGUAAGGUCCGUGCCGUUGGAGCUGAGGCCUGUCUGGAUAGCACUAGGGUCGAGGCCCAGGAAAACGGCUGGACUCUGGUAGAGUGGUUUAAACUACGUCUCCGACCGAGUGGCACGCAAGGAAAGGGCGAGUCAUUGCCAAAGAUUUGGAUCACCAAGUCUGUGAUUGAUAUCUUCGCCGACUACUUGGCCUAUCUUGUUCGAUGCGCUAAGGAGUUCAUCGCUGAACUUCCUCUUGGAAGACAGGUACUGAAGUCAGAAGCAAACGUUGAGUACGUGAUGAGCCACCCGAAUGCUUGGGGUGGUAAGCAGCAGAACAACAUGAGACGUGCUGCGAUAUUGGCCGGCCUGGUCCCUGACACGCACGCUGGACAUGCAAGAGUCCACUUCGUCACUGAGGGGGAGGCUAGCCUCCAUUUCUGCAUUGUCAAUGGACUUACUCAGGACAUCAUGAAGGUUGACAACCACAUAUUGAUAGUAGAUGCCGGUGGAGGAACAGUGGAUCUGAGCAUGUACAAAGUGCUCAAUGCAUCUCCAUUGAACAUUGUGGAGAGUUCAGCACCCGAUUGCCUCUUACAUGGGUCCACCUUUGUAGACACCCUAGCUCGAAUUAUGCUUCAGGAGAAGAUGAGAGACUCCCGUUUUGCACACGGUGACUACAUAGACUUGAUGCUCAGCUGCUUUGAGAUGAACACAAAACCCACCUUCCGGGAUGUCUCAAAGACGGCAUACAUCAAGUUUGGAGGUCCUCGGGAUACUGAUGCUGGAUGCAGCAUCAAGAGAGGUGUACUCUCUCUAGCAGGUUCCGACAUUGCUGGGCUAUUUAGCCCUUCAAUUGAUGCAAUAAAGGGAGCAAUUCAGGCACAAGUUAGAAAUGCUGGUUGCAAGCCAUCUAGGAUCUUGCUUGUGGGAGGAUUUGCCAACAAUCGAUUCCUGCGUUCACAGCUCCAACACUUUGCAACUUCGAAAGGCAUGGCGUUGUUCUGCCCAGAAGUACAGACGGCCAAAGCAGUUGCGGAAGGUGCCCUAUGGCAUCAUCUUGAUCACUACGUAUCGGCCAGAAUCGCCAGAGACAUAUAUGGCACUAGCCACCUCAAACUUUAUGAUUCAUCGCUCUUCGAUCAUGUUAAUCGAAAGGAUUCGACUAUCGUAUACGCAGAUGGGCUUAUGUAUGUCCCGAGUGCCUUCUCCCGGAUCGUGUUGCGGGGAACCUUAGUGGAGGAAGAACGAGAAUUUCGAUUACCCUUGGAACGCUGUUCGUCUCAACGCGACACUCAGAUCUCGGCGGGAAUCCUAUGCUACAAGGGAGCCCAAGAUGAUCCACAAUGGAUUGACGAGGAAGCAGACCUGUUCUCUGUCCUCUGCACUGUGCAUGCCGAUGUCAAUCCUCAAACAUAUCAACGUCGUAUGGGUGUCCUCGGCGAAUACUUCACCAAGGAAUACCACGUAGUGCUACUGUUCGGUCUCACGGAAUUGAAGGCACAGCUAUCUUGGAAGGAAAAGGUCAUAUUCGAUGACGAGGAUGCUUGA
Messenger RNA from Rhodofomes roseus, 1737 nucleotides. RefSeq lists its product as uncharacterized. Bases 1 to 1737 code for a protein of 578 amino acids. The record is from RefSeq and is a predicted model, not a curated record. The transcript is spliced from 12 exons. NCBI's taxonomy places the organism in Eukaryota, Fungi, Basidiomycota, Agaricomycetes, Polyporales, Fomitopsidaceae.